Molecule: messenger RNA, 1050 nt
Organism: Vigna angularis (adzuki bean)
Lineage: Eukaryota; Viridiplantae; Streptophyta; Magnoliopsida; Fabales; Fabaceae
Product: ras-related protein RABD2a
Exons: 8
Coding region: 244-852 (202 amino acids)
Molecular function (GO): GTP binding; GTPase activity
Source: RefSeq, a predicted model, not a curated record
UAGGCUACACGAACCAUCAUCAAAAACAAAUACGUCACCGUAUUUGUCACGUUUCCACGAGAUUUUCAUUCAAAAGUAAAGAAGCACAAGCAAGCGAAACCAGCGAGGUUGUCUUUAGAUUUCGAUUCCUUUUUGCGUCCGAUUCUUCUGAAAUUCCGAGGAGAAGCUUCCUUCCAGGACCUGUCUCCGGCGACAUCUCCCCGAUCUCCGGCGAAUCUCCGGUCCCCACUUUCUUCCCUCGAAAUGAAUCCCGAGUAUGAUUAUCUGUUCAAGCUCCUUCUUAUUGGAGACUCCGGUGUUGGUAAAUCAUGUCUUCUUCUGAGAUUUGCAGAUGAUUCAUACAUAGAGAGCUACAUCAGCACCAUUGGAGUUGAUUUUAAAAUACGUACAGUUGAGCAGGAUGGAAAGACCAUCAAACUCCAAAUCUGGGACACAGCUGGGCAAGAACGAUUUAGGACAAUCACCAGUAGCUACUACCGUGGAGCCCAUGGGAUCAUUAUUGUUUAUGAUGUGACAGAUGAAGACAGUUUCAAUAAUGUGAAGCAGUGGCUCAGUGAAAUUGACCGCUAUGCAAGUGAUAGUGUUAACAAGCUUUUGGUUGGCAACAAGUGCGAUCUGACAGAAAAUAGAGCUGUGUCAUAUGAUACAGCUAAAGCAUUUGCAGAUGAAAUAGGCAUACCUUUUAUGGAAACAAGUGCUAAAGAUGCUACAAACGUUGAACAAGCUUUCAUGGCAAUGUCUGCAUCAAUCAAGGAUAGAAUGGCAAGCCAACCUGCAAAUAAUGCAAGGCCUCCAACAGUGCAGAUCAGGGGGCAGCCAGUUGCACAGAAAGGUGGAUGCUGCUCUUCCUAACCAGUAAUUCAGAUCCAUUAUAUUUUAGUCACAUUCGUGUAAGAUUUUUUUUUUAAUUUCGCCAAAUAGUGGACCAAUGUCAGAAUUUGUUUGUUGGUUUAAAACUGACCUAGACGAUCCCAUUCUUUGAAUAUACUUAAUGAUGUGGCUUGUGCAAAGUAUAUAAUUUCCUACUACUAAAUAUAUGUUUCUAUUCAA